Messenger RNA from Phytomonas sp. Hart1, 2370 nucleotides. The record is from the annotation of a GenBank genome assembly. Lineage: Eukaryota; Euglenozoa; Kinetoplastea; Trypanosomatida; Trypanosomatidae.
AUGAACAGCGAGAGUAUAAGCUCCCCACCAAAAGAACAGAUGUUCAUCCCUGACCUUCCAGACGCUUUUAUUGCCAAGAAUGGGAGCAAAAUCGAGGAUGUGUUCGAAAACUACCAAACCAAGACCAAACUCAUGCCGAACAAUGCCCUGAUGGUUGAUGCCGCCAACUCUGACCCCGCGGAGGCCUGGGUUAAGCAGGAACUUCCGCAUUACGAGUCCCAGUUCACCAAACUUCACGAUCUCCACGUCUGCCUUAUGACCUUUAACGUAGCGAGCAAAAAGCCCACAAUGCCGCUCCCGAUCCCCCACGACCUGCACGCCACGGCCCAUUCCAAGCAGCCAACGGACCUGGUGGUGUUUGCCUUCCAAGAGAUCGACAUGGGCGCCACGGCGAUGUUUCGGGAGGAGACCGAGGCCGCCCUGCCGUGGGUGGCCGCCGCGCAGGCGGCCAUCAACGCCGACCGAAGCUUUUCCAACAAAACGCCAUACUACGCCUUCCCACACAAGCAGCUCGUGGGCCUGCUGUUGUGUGUAUUCAUCCGUCGGACGCUGCUGCCGAACGUCACCGACUUCGCCCUCUCGACGGUCGCGACGGGGGCCCUUGGCAGCAUCGGUAAUAAAGGGGGCAUCGGCGCCCAUUUGGUCAUUCAUUGCACGAGUUUCUGCAUCAUCACCGCGCACUUGGCCGCGGGGGUGGAUAUGGUUCGCAAGCGCAAUGAUGAUAUUAAUACAAUUCUGCGAGACAUGAACUUUAACGCCGCACCGCGCUCGUGGGGGUGGUUGCUACCGGGGGAGGACUUGAACCGUUGGCUGCUACUCCCCGAUCUCUUUCCACGUGACCACGAUAUCAUCCUCGUUACCGGGGAUUUAAACUAUCGUGUGAACCUGACCUACGAGGAGUCUGUGGGGCUGGCGAACCGUGGCGAGGUGGGCAAACUCCUCGAGUAUGACCAACUCAUCCAAGAGAUGAAAGACCCUCAGUCGCCGUGGACCGGCUUCCGCGACCUCACCCCGACUUUCCUGCCGACCUACCGGUUUAACAUCGGGACGAGUACGUACGACACCAGCGGGAAGCGCCGCGUCCCGAGCUACACGGAUCGGAUCUGCGUGUGGACCCGGCUCGAGUCCAUGCAGGCGCGGGUCAAGGUGGACAGCCUCAGGGCCCUCACCGAGGUGCGCAUCAGCGACCACAAGCCCGUCCAGGCCCAGCUGCGGUUUCCCCUGAAGGUCGAGGUCCCCCGCGCGAAGACCCAGGUGAUAGGGCAGCUCCGGGAUAACGCCCGGGUGCUGGGCCUAGACUGCGCCUCCUGCACCCACAUCGCCGUCAGCCCCAGCCUGCUCGACUUCGAGACCCAGAAGGUGAACGGGUGCGAGCGGAUGCUGAGUUUCCGGGUCACCAACACAGGGCCCUGCGCCGCCGUGGUGCGAAUCCUCCGCCAGUGCCCCACGGACGCCUCGGACGGCACGUGGCUGCGCGUCGUGCCCCUGGAGUUCGUCCUGGUGCCGGAACAAACCCAGAAAGUCAAGGUCACCGUGCAAAUCCAACCGGGUUCGACGCCGUGGUUAUCGCGCUGGAUGCCGUUUAACGGCCAAGGCCAGCUCGAGAUGUCGUCAAUCUUGAUGGUCUGCGUACGCAAUGGGUCAUUGGCCUUUGUGGAAUGCAAAACGGUGUUUAAGCCCAGCAUCAUCGGCAACAGCCUCAGAAAUAUCUUUUUGUUCGGUUCCGAGCCCUGCGCGAAGGCGUACAGAUAUACUAAAGACCGGAGGAUCGAGCUUUUCGCCAAAAAACAGCACAUCCCAAAGGAACUUUGGUACCUGAUCAACGUUAUCGUCGCGCAUCCAUGUUUACCCGGGUUAUUUACAGAAUCUUCAAAGUUGGAAAGGUCUAGGGAGAUCAUUGAUGAUCUAGAUUCGUUAGGUGUUUUGUUUCCCGACACAACGGAUCCUCACUCUGCGGCUGAAUGUCUGCUGAAGUUACUGCAUAACCUUCAGGAACCUGUGAUUCCGUUUGGUCACUAUGAGGCGGCUCUGUGUGCAGGUGAGAUAGGCGGUAAAGCACCUUUGACCUUUCUUUCCACUCUCCCCAUGAUUCACGCAAAUGUGUUUAUAUAUAUUAUGGGAAUGUUGAACUUUCUCUUACGUCCUGUAAAUGCGCGCAGUAACGGACUAUCGAUUGAGCUAGUAGCUCAAAUCUUCAGCAAUGUGCUUAUUGCUCCCCCUUUGACUUACAAGGAAUGUGUUCAUGAACACCUUCGACGAGGUGGCGGAGUUGACCAACGCAUUCGAAGAAAAAGUCAGAUCGAAAAAGAUGCAGCACAGUCGCUGUUGAAGUUCUUCCUGAAUUCACCACCCACCCUCCUUCAGUACUAA